This is a messenger RNA of Mesoplodon densirostris (Blainville's beaked whale), 2329 nucleotides long. RefSeq names its product tRNA methyltransferase 2 homolog A (gene TRMT2A). The transcript is spliced from 12 exons. The record is from RefSeq and is a predicted model, not a curated record. Gene Ontology annotation, biological process: RNA processing. Gene Ontology annotation, molecular function: RNA methyltransferase activity; nucleic acid binding. Lineage: Eukaryota; Metazoa; Chordata; Mammalia; Artiodactyla; Ziphiidae. The coding region runs from base 238 to 2106 and encodes 622 amino acids.
GCGCCGCCUGAGCUGCGCGCGCCGGCGGACGAGAGAGCGACCGGCGAGGAGAGUGGCGGGCGCGUGCCCCUGCCUGGCGGGCUGCGCAGCCCGUGCCCGAGACCCGGACCUGAGCGCAGAGCGUACGAGUUCCGCCCCCGCCCGGGCCGGAGCAGGGCCGGCCUCGCCGAGUCGCAGCCGCUCUCCGCGCGCCCCCCGUGUGCCAGGCCCCGGGCGAGGCAGCCGACCGAGUGGACGAUGGGUGACGAGCUCGACGGUGAAGGCCGGGCGCGCGUGGGGGGCCCCGGCCAGGACGGCCCCAGCGCGCCGGGCAGCCCCGCAGCCCCGGGCCCCCAGCAGGGGGAGGAGCAGGCCACGGCGACCGGGGCCGCGGGACCGGGUGCUCAGCCGGGGCCCUACAGCUACAUCCGGGCUGGCCUGUUCACCUCGGAGAUCUUCAAGUUGGAGCUUCAGAACGUGCCGCGCCACGCCAGCUUUAGCGACGUCCGGCGCUUCCUGGGCCGCUUCGGGCUGCAGCCCCAUAAGACGAAGCUCUUCGGGCAGCCUCCCUGCGCCUUCGUGACCUUUCGCAGCGCCGCCGAGCGCGACAAAGCCCUGUGUGUGCUGCACGGCGCCCUGUGGAAGGGCCGGCCGCUCAGCGUGCGCCUGGCCAGGCCCAAGGCUGACCCCUUGGCCCGGAAGAGGCAACGGGAGGACCAGGGGGAGCCACCUGCCACCCCCGCCACGUGCAUCGCUGAUGUGGUGACCCCUCUUUGGACCAUGCCCUACGCGGAGCAGCUUGAACGGAAGCGGCUGGAGUGUGAGCAGGUGCUGCAGAAGCUCGCCAAGGAAAUCGGGAGCACCAACCGCGCCCUGCUCCCUUGGCUGCUCUUACAGAGGCACAAACACAAUAAGGCCUGCUGCCCACUGGAGGGGGUCCGGCCAUCACCUCAGCAGACUGAGUAUCGGAACAAAUGUGAGUUUCUGGUUGGUGUUGGGGUGGAUGGGGAAGACAACACGGUCGGCUGCCGGCUUGGCAAGUACAAGGGCGGGACGUGUGCUGUGGCAGCCCCCUUCGACACCGUGCAUAUCCCUGGGGCCACCAAGCAGGUGGUGAAGGCUUUCCAGGAGUUCAUCCGGUCCACUCCCUACUCGGCGUAUGACCCGGAGACAUACUCGGGUCACUGGAAGCAGCUGACCGUGCGCAUCAGCCGCCGUGGCCAAGCCAUGGCCAUUGCCUACUUCCACCCGCAGAAUCUGAGCCCUGAGGAGCUGGAGGGGCUGAAGGCUUCUUUGGCACAGCACUUCAUGGAGGGGCCAGGCAAGACCAGUGGGGUGACUUGCCUCUACUUCGUGGAGGAGGGACAGCGAAAGACCCCCAGCCAAGAGGGCCUGCCUCUGGAGCAUGUGGCUGGGGACGAGUGCAUCCGCGAGGACCUGCUGGGGCUGACCUUCCGGAUUUCCCCUCACGCCUUCUUCCAGGUGAACACCCCCGCAGCUGAGGUGCUCUACACGCUCAUCCAGGACUGGGCCCAGCUGGACGCAGGGAGCACGGUGCUGGACGUGUGCUGCGGCACCGGCACCAUCGGCCUGGCUCUGGCCCGGAAGGUAAAGAGAGUCGUGGGGAUCGAGCUGUGCCAGGAGGCUGUGGAGGAUGCCCGGGUGAAUGCCCUGGACAACGAGUUGAGCAACGUCGAGUUCCACUGCGGGAGGGCCGAGGACCUGGUACCUGCACUGGUGAGCAGACUGGCGUCCCAGCAGCUCAUGGCCGUCCUGGACCCACCCCGUGCCGGUCUACAUUCCAAAGUGAUCCUGGCUGUCCGCAGAGCUGAGAACCUCAAGCGACUCCUGUAUGUCUCCUGCAACCCCCGGGCAGCCAUGGGCAACUUUGUGGACCUCUGCAGGGCCCCGUCGAACCGGGUGAAGGGCAGUCCCUUCCGGCCAGUCAAGGCUGUGGCCGUGGACCUGUUCCCGCAGACCCCCCACUGUGAGAUGCUCAUCCUGUUUGAGAGAGUAGAGCACCCCGAUGGCGUGGGGGCCCUGGAGCCCCCGAAUCCUCCAGUCCAGCCCCCGCCAGGGCCCCCAGGUGACACCCCACCAGAAACCAGGGCCUCCCCUGCUUCUUAGUUCUCUGGGGCAGCAGAAACCAGCCCUUCCAGAACAGCACCCAGACUGCAUCACGGACAGAAUCCAGGGGCUCCCCAAGUCCUUGCCUUGCCCUGCCUGGCAUACUCAGGCAAUAGCCACAGAGGGUACAAGACCCCUGUCCCCAUGGGCUCCUGUGGCCUGCUCCCCCCUCACCCCCAAAAUGGGCCGCAAGGGCUGGAAUAAACAAGUGCUGAACUACCAA